AUCGUAAUCCAUAGCCCGUGCAAUCGAUGCUUAGCAGCGCGAUUACCUUCCUCGUUUUACGGUAGUGCCGCGCAGGCGGACGGCGCAGGCGGGCCGGGCACCGCCUGGGGGAGGAUCCCGCCCUGGGGGGAGGACGGCGCCGCGGGGCCGCUGGGAGCUGUAGUCGCGGGCAGGGCUCGGGGCCGGCACUGCGGCGGCGCCGGACCGCAAUCCCGCAGUGCGACGGGCCUCCCGCGAGGGGAAGAGGAAAGAGACCGCUCCGGCGGGAGGAGCUCGGCUACGAUGCCCGUCCUGCGCGGCCCCGCGCCCUGACGGCGAGAUCCAGUAACAGCUUUUUCCUGGUUCUAAAAGCUGCUAAGGUUUCUCUUGAUUUGAACACAUCACUGGAGACGUCUGUUGUGGGCAGGCAUGGGCUGUAGGGAUGUUCAUGCAGCAACAGUGCUGGCCUUCCUCAGUGGGACAGCGUCAGUGGCCGGACUCCUUGCAGCAGUUCUGCUUCCAAACUGGAGGCAAAUGAGGCUGUACACGUACAACAAGAACGAGAGGAAUGUGACCAUUUACACUGGACUCUGGAUUAAGUGUGCUCGAUUUGAUGGGAGCAGAGACUGUGUGAUAUAUGACCCGCAGUGGUACACGGCGGUUGAUCAGUUGGAUUUGCGCGUUCUUCAGUUUGCUCUUCCACUGAGUAUGUUUACUGCUGUCUCAGCUCUGUUUCUCUGCAUGAUUGGCAUGUGUAACACAGCCUUUGUAUCAAACGUGCCAAACGUCAAAUUGGCAAAAUGCCUUGUGAACAGUGCGGGCUGCCACCUCGUGGCUGGCCUCUUGUUCCUCCUCGCAUGUGCAAUUUGUCUCACUCCGUCAAUCUGGGUCAUUUUUUACAACAAUUAUCUGAACAGAAAAUACGAGCCUGUCUUUAGCUUUGACAUCUCUGUAUUUAUUGCCAUUGCCAGUGCUGGUGGUCUGUUUUUCACUUCUGUUCUUUUAUUUCUGUGGUAUUGUGCAUGUAAGAGCCUGCCUUCUCCCUUCUGGCAGCCCCUCUAUUCACAUGCCCCCAGCAUGCACAGCUAUGCCUCUCAGCCAUAUUCUGCACGCUCUCGCCUCUCUGCCAUGGAAAUUGACAUUCCUGUUGUGACACACACAUCUUAAAGGGACAAAGUCUUGGAAGUCGAAUUUUUGAGCUCAGUCAAACCGUGCAAAUUGCAGGCUUGAUUCUCUCUACUGCCUUGCACUGGGUAUAAUCAUUUGUAAGGUCAUUUUCCCCAAGAUGCAGUGCAAUGGAGACUUGAGAUCAGUAUCUCUGCUGUUCUCAUGUGUUCUUCCCUGAACAGCCUUGGUAGUUUUUGUUUGUUUGUUUGUUUCUUUGCUUUUUCCUCUUGAGCUGACUACAGACAAAAAUUGCUGCUAAUGCUGGGAUAGGACACUACAGUAUUGUUUGUGCAGACUGUCUUGCAUAUCUGUUCAUCCUUCUGCUUAUUGAGAUCAAAGCAGGUUUGAACCUCUUUGCUACUUUGAUGAACUAUUUUUAAAUUCUGAUCCCAUUAGAGGAGCUGUGUACAUGGACCCUUGUAGCCAUGUAUUAUCCAGGUGCAGAGAGUGGGAAUAGAUAGAGGAUUUUCAUUAAGUUUCUUGUUAGAGAUGAGAAAAUAACCUAGUGUAGUCAGAAGUGUGUUAUUAGUGGGAGCAGGAAGGUGAUUAAGAAAUGGAUUGCAGAGCUUUCAUCUGGACACGUGUAUUUUAAGAUUGGAUGACUAAAAUGGGGAUUUGUCAGACUAAUUCAGUUCUGUAGCACUGCUCUUUGUUUUGCAUUGCACACACAAAAAGCCUCCUGCUUAUGAACUUCUGUGAUAGAAAAUAGUGUCAAAUUACCUUUUAUUUUCAAAGUAGCUU
This is a messenger RNA of Phasianus colchicus (ring-necked pheasant), 1887 nucleotides long. It is a transcript of the gene CLDN12, whose product is annotated as claudin 12. The record is from RefSeq and is a predicted model, not a curated record. NCBI's taxonomy places the organism in Eukaryota, Metazoa, Chordata, Aves, Galliformes, Phasianidae. Gene Ontology annotation, cellular component: plasma membrane.